This is a messenger RNA of Eleginops maclovinus (Patagonian blennie), 2507 nucleotides long. RefSeq names its product secretin receptor (gene sctr). Lineage: Eukaryota; Metazoa; Chordata; Actinopteri; Perciformes; Eleginopidae. Gene Ontology annotation, biological process: adenylate cyclase-modulating G protein-coupled receptor signaling pathway; cell surface receptor signaling pathway. The record is from RefSeq and is a predicted model, not a curated record. The transcript has 13 exons. Gene Ontology annotation, molecular function: secretin receptor activity; peptide hormone binding; G protein-coupled peptide receptor activity. Gene Ontology annotation, cellular component: plasma membrane. Bases 77 to 1423 code for a protein of 448 amino acids.
CUGCUGCAAGCAGGAUGCUUGCUUUUCAUUCUAAUCAGAUAUGAGGCUUCAGGUUUGGAUGUAGGUACCUAUCUUGAUGGGAAAAGGGAACCUGCCAGAGACAAUGAAAAAAUUUGGACUUAUUGGAGUACUACUGUUACCCCAGGCUUCAUCCGGGUGUCAUCCUCAUGUUAACCUUAUGAAAGAGGAGGAAACCUGCAUGACAGAUCUGCUGCUUUUUACCCAACAAACAGAAAACAACAUCAGUGUACAGUGUAAGGGAAUGUGGGAUGAGCUGAACUGCUGGCCUCCUGCUUCCCUCGGGGAAACUGUCUCUCAGCCGUGUCCAGAGUUUUUCAGUUCUGAAGCUAAAGUGCAUCGUAACUGCACUGCCAGCGGCUGGACGGACCCGCUGGUUCCACAUGAAGAUGCAUGCGGCUACACCUUCAAUGAGACACUCCACUUUCUCGGAGAGUCCUCAGACUCCCAUUUGUAUUUCUCCUACGUGAAGACCAUGUACACGGUGGGCUACACACUCUCCCUCAUCUCCCUCUCCAUCGCCGUCACCAUCUUCUGUCUGUUCAGAAAGCUGCACUGCACCAGGAACCACAUCCACAUCCAGCUGUUUAUCUCCUUCAUCCUGAGAGCCAUCUUCAUCUUCAUCAGAGAUUCCCUGCUGUUUCACAACGAGGAGCUCUACCACUGCGACUACUACCCGGUGGUGUGUAAGGUGGUGCUGAUGUUUUCCAACUACUCCAUCCUGGCCAACUACAGCUGGCUGCUGGCGGAGGGUCACUUCCUGUUCACGCUGGUGAGCCGCUCCUUCUUCUCCCUGAAGAAACACCUGGCCUGGUACAUCGUCCUGAGCUGGGGUUUACCUCUGAUUGUCAUCGUCUCCUGGGGAUGUGCCAAGUACUUUUAUGAAGACGAAGGCUGUUGGGAAACCAGGAGGCAUGAAUGGAUUUGGUGGAUACUUCGAGUGCCAGUUCUUCUGACUAUAUCUAUGAACCUCGUCUUUUUCUUGGGCAUUUUGAAGAUCCUGGUGAACAAACUCAGGAUGCCAGACGCACAGAGGAAUGAGUUCAGCCAGUAUAAGAGGCUGAUCAAAUCCACCUUUUUCCUGGUGGCUCUGUUCGGUCUGCACUACAUCCUGUUUGUGUUCCUACCUGUUGAAGUCAGCAGCUCCGUGUUUAAGAUCUGGAUCUUUGCAGAGCUGGCGCUGUCCUCCACGCAGGGUUUUGUGGUGUCUGUGCUCUACUGCUUCAUGAACGGGGAGGUGCAGCAUGAGAUCCAGAGGAGGUGGAGGAGGUGGCAGCUGACUCAGCAUCUCCCCAGCCGGCGGAGGCAGCACCACGGCUCCAUCAGCCACAGCGGCUCCCCCCACACCCAGGUCUCCCUGCUGCCCUGCACCCUCGCAGGCCCCGUGGACACCGUGGAGGUGUGACUCCAGCUCCGAUGGGCUCGUUUAGUCUCUCCGUCCGUCGAUACCUGAUGGAGUCAGUCAGUACACCACUGCAGAUUGUGUUUCUGAUCUCUGGAGGGAUUUUAUUGGAUGACAUAACGAUGUGAAAAGCACUGAGGAGGCCCAGUUAGUAAUAUCAAACUUCACUUGUAUAGAAAUACCAAUUUAUUAUCCAUAUAAAACAAUCUAUAUAAGCUCCAUUGUACGUGUCUAUAUUCACAAUGUUCUGGAUGUUUACCUUGUUUUCAGAGAGCCCUUACCGACGGGGAACUAAAGCUUUCUCUAAAUCCACCAGACUCCUUUGACCAAAACUGUAAUCGUACCUCAAAGCAUACACUGUUUGUUUUAAAUGCACUUGUUGGACAUGUGGCCUCACAAGUUGUUUCUUAGAGAACAGCAGAAACAUUUUGAGGCCCAAAGAAGAACAAGUCUUUGUUUUUGAUACCAGUCUUGCAAAGCCAAUGCUUUUUUAUUUUACAUUUUUAUAGGAAAAUGUACAUUGUGUUUGCACUUAAAAGGAACAGCACUCACAUGAGACGAGUCAGAAGAUGAUGAAGCUUAUCACCUGCUGACCCUCGCUUCAUUUGAGCACACUACAGUGUCUUACAUUUUGUCAGCAAUUAAAGAGCAAAGAGUGCAGCAGCAGGUCAAAUCUGUUCUAAAUGGAGUCCAAUGUGUUGUCUAUUGAACAAAAGGAGAAAUGUGAUGUUGGAAAUAAUACAGAAGGCGUGAGACUCUGACUCUAUAUCCCAUAUUUUAUCUUCAGCUCCUCCACCAAUUUGAUAUAAGCCACCAUCGCUUCGUCUUUGCCCAGGCCUGUCAUUCCAAAAGAUAAAAUAAUAAGCAAAGGGUGUAACAGCGGAAUCAAUAUCAGUUAAAGUUGUAUGUAGUUGGGUAAAGAUGUUACCUUUUCUCCGUUGCCAUGCAUCCCAUUUUCCUCGUCCUGCCAGGUCGAAAAACCCUGGACGAUCUGAGGAUGUUAAAGCAAAUAAGAGUGAAAAAACUGAAAGGAAAAUGGACUUUGAGUAUCAACCGUAAAAGUGCUCAGUGCAGAAGAAUUGCACAC